Macrobrachium nipponense is the source of this 1260-nucleotide messenger RNA. RefSeq names its product SAP30-binding protein-like. Gene Ontology annotation, cellular component: nucleus. Lineage: Eukaryota; Metazoa; Arthropoda; Malacostraca; Decapoda; Palaemonidae. Gene Ontology annotation, biological process: regulation of DNA-templated transcription. The record is from RefSeq and is a predicted model, not a curated record. The coding region runs from base 184 to 1050 and encodes 288 amino acids. The transcript has 7 exons.
UUUCAACGGGCGUCAGCCGUCAGUGGCCUUAGGAAAAGCACAACUUGUAAACAAGACUACGUUCGUCCCCUUUGCUAGUCUUUCUCCCUAACAUUAAACAGAUCUUGGUGACAUCCACGAGUGAAAUAAUAUAGAGGAAGGCUUCCUUCUGUGUUCCACAGCAAGUGGGAGUAAAAGUUCAUCAUGUCCUUGGGUCAGUUGACUGCAAAUUAUACAGAUUCAGAAGGGGAAGAUGAUGAGCAGACCAGUGUUGGAGAUAGUUCACAUAAAUCCUCUCCUGCAGUCUUGAGAGUUUCAGAACUGAGGGAUGAAGGAAGCAGAAAGGAAACUCCUCUUAGUGUCCGCUCAGCUGAAUCAGGCACUAACACGCCACAAAAAAAGUUAAACAGAUUGGUAUCCUAUGCCAAUGAAGAUGAUGACGAUGAAGGAGAGGACCUAGAGAGAGAGGAAGAGGAGGAGCCAGAUGAAGAAUUAAAUUCAGAACCCAUGGAUACUGGUUCGGAUGAAGGUGAAGAUGACAAAAGCAAAAUGAAAACCUUGGGUGUUAAGUUGCCAGCAGCCCCACCAGGAAAAUGUGCACCACAUUUACAGGAAAAAGUAAAACUCCUGAUGGAUGAGGUUCGACAUGGUAACAAGGACUAUAAUGCAAUGUAUCAAAACAAAAAGGAAUUUCGAAAUCCAGGUAUUUAUGAGAAGCUUAUAGAACUACUACAGCUAGACGAAAUGGGAAGUAAUUAUCCACUGGAUAUGUUUGAUCCACAUUGCUGGGGAAAGGAAUCUUAUUAUGAUGAGUUGGCAAGAGUUCAGAAGGAGGAAAUGGACAAACGAGAAAAGGAACGCAAGGAAAAAUCAAAGGUAACAAAGGUGGAUUAUGUUUCUGGUACUAAAAAACCAGUUGAAGAAGAGAGGAAACGAAAAUCAAGAUUUGAUCAGGGUGGACCAUCUACUACUAUUUUAAAGCAGAUGGUAGCACCACCUACUCUUACGUCUGUACCCUCUGGUACUAAAACUACAAUAGAUGCAUUUGGAUCUUUAAAGAAAACUAAGUAGAUUUAAAGGUAAUUAAAUGUUGUGUAUCAUUUAAUUAUUUUUGGCAUUUUAAUCUUCUUUUAGAUUGAAAUGUAAAAUAAUUAUUAAACUGGUACAAACCUUGGUAUAACAGAAAGACUGUCUUGAAUGUUAGUCUUAAGGUACAAAUGCAGUGGUCUACGUGAGAUUUCUAUUUUCUUCAGAGUGAAUUAUAAACAUUUUAAAGAUAAA